CCGAGAGGGGGUGAUUGGCAGCGGGAGUCGGCGUCCCAGGAGCGGAAAUGAUCGCGUAGUGAGCGGAAGUUGGUGUUGGUCGGCAGCGCAGCGGGUGUCUUGUCGCCGUGUAAGAAGGACGGAAGGGGGUAAACCAUGUCUUCUGUGAUUGCCAAGCCUGCCAUGCGAGGCCUGCUGGCCAAACGCCUGCGAUUUCAUUUAGCUAUAGCGGUUACUCUAGCUUUCUCCGUAGCUGGCGCCUUCAGGCAAUUAGUGGGCGAGCGGAGGAAGAAAGCAUAUGCUGACUUCUACAAGAAAUACGACGCUAUGCAGGAGUUUGAAGUUAUGAGGGAAGCUGGAAUAUUUCAAAGUGUGCAACCAAAGAAAUCGAAGUAAAUUUUUGCAAAGGCACUUUGACAGGAUUAUUCUCUAUUCACGGAGAAAAGACAAUGAAGAUACAAUCUGUGUAUUUUCCAUACUUGAAGAUGUAUCAAUAAAAUGUAUUAACUUCC
Molecule: messenger RNA, 491 nt
Organism: Mobula hypostoma (lesser devil ray)
Lineage: Eukaryota; Metazoa; Chordata; Chondrichthyes; Myliobatiformes; Myliobatidae
Product: cytochrome c oxidase subunit 6C-1-like
Exons: 4
Coding region: 136-375 (79 amino acids)
Source: RefSeq, a predicted model, not a curated record